UUCUAAUAACGAGAUGAUGACGCUACGUUGGCUUCGGAGUGUGCUCACUACGAUUCGUGUGGAUCCGUACAUUUGACAAGUCUUCGUAAACCACAACUCCAUAUAAAUUCCCCUCCAAACCUCACCUCUCAAAUCCUUUCAAUGGAAGAGUUCGCGGAGGCCGACGUUUUGUGGCCCGACCGUGUCGGCGACGACGAAGAUCGCAUCGUCGACGUUGCACCGACGCAGCCGCACGAAGCUCGACGCACCGCAUCGGCCCCCAUCGCAGUAUUUCCUUCCAAAGAACGUAGCGAUUCAGUCGCUGCGUCAUUUUCUGAGGCCUUUACUUGCCAUGUAAUCGGUUUCGGUAGAGACGAGGGUGAAGACGGAGAAGAGUCGACGGUCCCGCCGCACAUUGUCGUCUCGCGGAGGUUCUCCGAUAAGGUCGCGUGCUCGGUGUGCACCGGAAAUGGGAGGACGCUCAAGGGGCGCGACCUCUUUCGGUUUAGGAAUUGUGUUCUUCGGAUGACCGGAUUCAUUGAGAGAUAGCAUUGGGAUAAGAAAAUUGAUCGAAGGAUUUAAUUAUUUUGUUUUUGAGGUUAGUUUUUUUUUUUUUUUUUUUUUUUUUUGAAGUUCGUAGGUGUUUGGAAUAUUGAUGCCACUCAUUGUGGCUAAUUGAUUGAUUAGUCUAAUUGCUUUUGAGCAUGUAUGUAUUGUAGGAUGAUGCGUGAAGGAAUUGGUAACAUGUACAUAAAUAUAUAUAUAUAUAUAUAUAUAUCUCUUCAAAGAAAAAUAAGAGAUGAGUGAAACAGUUGAAUACUCCAAUAAAUAUGGAACCUUUGUGAUUUUUUAACUCAGUAGUUUCUCCCAAGAUUAA
Messenger RNA from Ananas comosus (pineapple), 856 nucleotides. RefSeq lists its product as uncharacterized. Bases 142 to 528 code for a protein of 128 amino acids. The transcript has a single exon. The record is from RefSeq and is a predicted model, not a curated record. Lineage: Eukaryota; Viridiplantae; Streptophyta; Magnoliopsida; Poales; Bromeliaceae.